CGUUUCUAAAGCUUUUUUUUUUUUUAACUCCUUUUGAAGUGGGAAUGAUACUCGCGUGACGACCAAACUCCCCAUUGAUCCUUUCUCUCUUUCUCUCUCUCUCUCUGUGAUCAGUUUCAUCUACUGAAAGAAAGAAAGAUCCGUAUUAUCAGGCUUUGAAGCUAUCUUCUUAAAUUGUUAAGUAAACAUGUUCAAGAGAAGGAAUGCUCACCAACUCGAGGAUGAUUCUCACAAAGACAACAAGGUUAGCGAAUUGAAAGCCGCUAUAGGACCACUCUCGGGACAUAGUUUAGUUUUCUGCUCUGAUGCUUCAUUGAGGAGAUAUUUGGAUGCUCGUAACUGGAAUGUGGAAAAAGCCAAGAAAAUGAUUGAGGAAACUCUUAAAUGGAGAUCAACAUACAAACCUCAAGAGAUCCGUUGGAAUCAAGUAGCACAUGAAGGUGAGACAGGAAAAGUUUCAAGAGCUAGUUUUCAUGAUCGACAAGGUAGAGUAGUGCUUAUAAUGAGACCCGCGUUACAGAACUCAACAUCACCAGAAGGUAAUAUAAGACAUUUGGUAUAUCUUCUUGAAAAUGCAAUCCUAAAUCUUCCCAAGGGACAAGAACAAAUGUCUUGGCUCAUCGAUUUCACUGGUUGGUCUAUGGCUGCUAAUGUCCCUAUGAAAACAACACGCGAAAUCGUCUACAUUCUACAGAAUCAUUACCCUGAGAGACUCGGUAUCGCUUUUCUCUACAAUCCACCAAGACUCUUCCAAGCAGUCUACAGGGCUGUUAAGUACUUCUUGGACCCAAGAACAGCUCAAAAGGUGAAAUUUGUGUACCCAAAAGACAAAGCAAGUGAUGAACUGAUGACAUCACACUUCGAUGUAGAGAACCUCCCCAAAGAAUUUGGAGGAAAAGCAACACUAGAGUAUGAUCAUGAAGUUUUCUCACGACAAAUGUGUGAAGACGAUGUCAAAACAGAAAAAUACUGGGGAUUGGAGGAGAAGCACUAUCCCAAACCAAACGGUUUCUCUCCAUCCGAUGUUGUUCCUGAGCCGGCGACUUCUAUAGCAUCAGCAGCUAGCUGAGACCUUAAGAGUUGAAUAUAUAUACAUUAUAUAUAUAUCGAGAAAGAAGAAAAAUAAAGGUGUAUUCUCUCAUUGAUAGAAGAAGAGCCAAUUAUAGAAUGUGCUGGUUAUCUUGAAGAUUAAUAAAGUUCCAUUAGUGAGCCAAAGACUUUUUAAUAAAUGUUUUUAAAUUAGCAGAGACUAUUCUUGCCAUUAAAGCUUAUGUACGUGUGAGAAUAUUGUUACCAUGUGUAAUUUCCUAGUUUUGUGUUCAUUAAUUGAAGAUAUAUGAGAUUAA
Molecule: messenger RNA, 1346 nt
Organism: Camelina sativa (false flax)
Lineage: Eukaryota; Viridiplantae; Streptophyta; Magnoliopsida; Brassicales; Brassicaceae
Molecular function (GO): phosphatidylinositol transfer activity
Source: RefSeq, a predicted model, not a curated record